CGGCGAAAACGAAAGUAGAGACGAAAGGUUAGGUUUUAUUCCACGGUAGAACUUGUAUUUCGUCAAAACGGUGAGAUGCAAGCAUGGCCGCUGAUAAAAAAGGCAACCUAAAUAUAAUUGGAGAUAAUGAUGACAGCAAAGAAACCAAACCAACUGUCCCAGAAGAAGAAAAGGAUAGAGAAAUAGUACUUGAUGGAGAUGAUGCAAGAAUUAUUAAACAUUUUUUUAAUAACGACUUGAUUGAAAUCGGUUACAAAGGUCGUGUUACAAAGGAACCACAAACUGAUGGACCGACAAAGCGUUUGAUUAUCAAAUAUAACGUGAAAAAAGCUGAAUUUGUAGAAACACAUGUGGAUGGCUUGAAGUCAAAAGUAAGAGAAUUAGCUGAGAAAGAAGUUCUUAUUCCAGCUGAUAAGAAGAGUGGUCUGGCUGAUUUUUAUAGAGAAUUUGAAGACAAUCCAGAUGUUUUAGUUCUUCCAGACAUAGCUAGUGACAAAGUAAGGAUUGUUGGACUACAUCAGGACAAAGUAGAUAAGGCAGCCCACAAGCUGAAGCUUAAAACUGGUGUUAUAACUACUACAAGUGGCAGAUUUAAUCGCCAGGUUUCAGACCCUGAUGGCAGCAGUAGUUCCUAUGCAUCAAUAGUUGCAAAUGGAAAAAGUGAGAGACCGUAUUCAAAUAUUGAUCCUUUACUAAAGAAAAACUCUAGCUAUGGUAAUUCGACAAAGGGGUAUAGUAGUAAGUCCACCAAUUUCAACACAUCUGGGUCAUCAACAUGGAGAGGCUCUUCUUCAUAUAGAGCCUCAUCAUUAGAAAAAUUUGAGUUUGAGACCACAUUGGAAGGUGGGCUGGUUUUGAAGGUGUACAAGGCUUCAAUUACACGUCUCAGAGUUGAUGCAAUCGUCAAUGCAGCUAACGAUACUAUGAUGCAUGGAGGCGGAGUGGCCAGAGUGAUUUCAGAAGCGGCAGGAUAUGAUCUAGACAAAGAAAGUAGAGAUUAUGUGGACAGACGAGGUCAAGUAAAGGUCAGUGAGAAUAUAGUAACAACUGCUGGCAAACUACCGUACAGAGGUGUCAUCCAUGCUGUUGGACCAAUAUGGCAUGAUUACGGCAACAAAACUGAUUGUUUACAAGACUUAUAUAACUGCGUUUUUAAAAUUCUAACAAGAUGUGAGCAGCGGAAGUUUAGAACAGUUGGAAUGUCAGCUAUAAGUGCAGGUAUAUUUGCUGUUCCAAAAGAACUUUGUGCUGAUAUGUAUGUAAAGGCUGCUGUUGAUUUUAGUGAGAAGUUAAGUAUUGGUGAAUACGCCUGCCCUGAAGAGCUACACAUUAUUGAUGUGGAUGAAAGCAUCUUACAUCUCGUUAAAGCUUCAGUAGAAAAAUGGCAGAGAAGUCCAUCCUCGAUAAAACUAGAUGUUACACUUGAAAAAUAUUUAAAGGACAAUCCACAUGUUAUAUCAUACCCAGGUUCAAGUAAUAACAGUGGCAACAGGCAUAGGGGACGUAGAAGCAGGGGUCAUGGAACAAAUCAAGGUGGUGACAGUGGGUCAUAUGGCAAAAGCAAUGAAAGUUCCGAUGAUGGAAUGAAAGUAGAUUCAAAAUUCAGCUUGAAUUGUACCUUAAAAAAGACGGAUAGAGAAACCUUUCACUGGGGUGGUGUGGCCCAGGUUUAUGAUUUUGAUAGUCAGAUAAAAGUAAAAGUAUUCAAAGGGGAAAUUGAUAAGGCCAAAAACAUGGAUGCAGUUGUUUGUGGGACAGACAAAUCUCUUCAAGCACGUGGAUACAUCAUGGAGGCUCUGAAAAAGGCAGGAGGGUCUAGAUUUAAAAACAGUAUGCAGAGAAUGGUUGACAAAUACAAGUUUUCAGUAAAAACACUAGAUGUGUUCAAAUGUGAAGCUGGAGAUUUAGGAGUCGAUCAUGUUAUGUUUAUUGUGAUGGAAAGAGUUGUCUAUGCAAAUGAGGGAGAAAUUAUGAAAUACAAAGCAGCAGUAAAGAAAAUUCUAGAGAAAGCACGCGAGUUGAAUCUUAAACAGUUGGUGAUACCAAUGUUUGGAACAGGAGUUAUUCAGUCAAAUAAAAAUAAUUUAAGAAAGUGCUGUGUGGCACUCUUGAAAGGCAUUGAUAGCUUUCUCGAAGAUCGUGGCAAUAAAGCAAAAGUGACAGAUAUUCACCUUGUUAAUAAUAGUCCAGAUGUUUGUGAAAUGUUAGAAGAAGUAUUUGAUACUGGGGCUGGUGUCCAACAAGGUGCUUCAGGAGGUAGCCAAGGUGGUGGUAGUAGAUUUUCUAGUGGUGAUGAUGAGAGAAGGACAGGUAAUGACUUCAAUCAGAGCAAAAGAGAGUCCUCUUCCAGAACAUACAAUGCUGCUGGACUAGUAAAAGGUUCUAAUUCAUACAGAGAAACGGGCCAGUCUGGGUCGAAUCCAAAGUCAGAUUUUUCGAGGUCACAAGAUGGAGGAGAAGAAGAGGUUCAUAGUGGUGGUGAGCGUUCUAGUGGUCUUGGAGGGGGACAGAAUGUGAAUCCAAGAAAGAAUAGUAGAAGAGAUAGAGCUCCGAGUCCACAGAACGCUUCUGCUCAAGCUGAUGGAGAAUCAGAUCAUGAAAAUACUAAUGCCCCUCCACCCAAACCGCCACCUCCAAAGACAGGAAAUCAGGCAGGAAAUCUUAAUAUAAUAGAGGACUAAGAAAACAUUGCUUUUUAAGUCUGCAUUUUUUUAGCUCACCUGUCACAUAGUGACAAGGUGAGCUUUUGUGAUCACCCUUCGUCCGUCGUCCGUCCUUGCGUGCGUCUGUGCGUCAACAAUUCCUUGUCUGCACGAUAGUGGUUUCAUUUAUGAUUUUAUUAUGCCCCCCUUUGAAAAAGGAGGGGUAUAUUGUUUUGCAGAUGUCGGUCGGUCUGUCGGUCGGUCGGUCGGAAUGUAGACCUAUCCGAUUCCGGAUGAUAACUCAAGAACGCUUGGGCCUAGGAUCAUGAAAGUUGAUAGGGAGGUUGGUCAUGACCAGCAGAUGACCCGUAUUGAUUUUGAGGUCAGUAUGUUAAAGGUCAAGGUCACAGUGACCCUGAACAGUAAAACAACUUCCGGAUGAUAACUCAAGAACGCUUAGGCCUAGGAUCACGAAAGUUGAUAGGGAGGUUGGUCAUGACCAGCAGGUGACCCCUAUUGAUUUUGAGGUCAGUAUGUCAAAGGUCAAGGUCACAGUGACCAGGAACAGUAAAAUGGUUUCCAGGCAAUAACUCAAGAACGCUUGGGCCUAGUGUCAGGAAAAUUGAUAGUUAGGUUGGCCAUGACCAGCAGAUGACCCCUAUUGAUUUUGAGAUCAGUAUGUUAAAGGUCAAGGUCACAGUGACCCUGAACAGUAAAACAGUUUCCGGAUGAUAACUCAAGAACGCUUAGGCCUAGGAUCACGAAAGUUGAUAGGGAGGUUGGUCAUGACCAGCAGGUGACCCCUAUUGAUUUUGAGGUCAUUAGGUCAAAGGUCAAGGUCACAUUGGCCAGGAACAGUUAAAUGGUUUCUGAUCUUCUUGUCCAAAACCAUAGGGCCUAGGGCUUUGAUAUUUGGUAUGUAGCAAAAUCUAGUGGUCCUCUACCAAGAUUGUUCAGAUUAUUUCCCUGGGGUCAAAUAUGGCCCCACCCCUAAGGGUCACAUGGUUUAUAUAGCCUUAUAUAGGAAAAAGCUUUGAAAAACCUCUUGUCCAAAACCACAGGGCCUAGGGCUUUGAUAUUUUGUAUAUGACAUCAUCUAGUGAUCCUCUACUGAGAUUAUUCAAAUUAUUCCCCAAGGGUCAAAUAUGGCUCCGCCCUGUGGGUCACAUGGUUUACAUAUACUUAUUUACAGUGUGCAUAUAAUUUCUGUUCCUUGUGCAAUUACUAAAUGCAUCAAGGGGGGCAUUUCGUGUUCGACGAGCUCUUGUUUUAACCAAACUUGCACACAACUUGUAUCACCAUAAGGUCACGGUUCCUUUCUUGAACUGGCCAGAUCCCAUUAUGGGUUCCAGAGUUAUGGCCCCUGAAAGGGCCAAAAUUAGCUAUUUUGACCUUGUCUGCACAAUAGCAGCUUUAUUAUGUCUCCCACCACACAGUGGUGUGGGAGACAUAUUGAUUUACUCCAGUGUGUCUGUGUGUCCGUGUGUCUGUGUGUGUCUGUCACAAAGCUUGUCCGCACUCUUAAGUCGAACAUUUCUCAUCCGAUUUUCACCAAACUUGAACAAAAUGUGUUUGACCAUAAGACCUCGGCCAAGUUCGAUAACUAGCCAAAUCGGUCUAGGCGUCUUUGAGUUAUGGCCCUUGAAUUACCAAAAAUCGGUCUUUUUACUCUUGUCCGCACUCUAAUUCGAAUAUUUCUCAUCCAAUCUUCACCAAACUUUAACAAAAUGUGUUUGACCAUGAGACCUCGGCCAAGUUCGAUAACUAGCCAAAUCGGUCCAGGCAUUUUUGAGUUACGGCCCUUGAAUUAUCGAAAAAUUGACCUUUUUACUCAUGUCCGCACUCUUAAUCAAACAUUUCUCAUCCGAUCUUCACCAAACUUGAACAAAAUGUGUUUGACCAUGAGACCUCGGCCAAGUUCGAUAACUAGCCAAAUCGGUCCAGGCAUUUUGGAGUUACGGCCCUUGAAUUAUCGAAAAAUUGGCCUUUUUACUCUUGUCCGCACUCUUAAUCAAACAUUUCUCAUCCGCUCUUCACCAAACUUGAACAAAAUGUGUUUGACCAUGAGACCUCGGCCAAGUUCGAUAACUAGCCAAAUCGGUCCAGGCAAUUUGGAGUUACGGCCCUUGAAUUAUCGAAAAAUCGGCCUUUUUACUCUUGUCCACACUCUUAGUCGAACAUUUCUCAUCCGAUCUUCACCAAACUUUAACAAAAUGUGUUUGACCAUGAGACCUCGGCCAAGUUCGAUAACUAGCCAAAUCGGUCCAGGCAUUUUAGAGUUACGGCCCUUGAAUUACCGAAAAAAUCCAUCUGUUUACUCUUGUCCGCUCUCUAAGUCGAACAUUUCUCAUCCGAUCUUCACCAAACUUGAACAAAAUGUGUUUGGCCAUAAGACCUUACCCAAGUUCGAUAACUAGCCAAAUCCGCCCAGGCACUUUUGAUUUAUGGCCCUUGAAUUACUGAUUGGAUCCACUCAUCCAGACCAUCUAAUUGGAUCCACUCGUCUAAAACAUCUAGAGAAACUAACAUUUUUCAUAGGGGCAGUUGUGGGAGACAUGCGCUUUUCUCAAAAGCAUCUCUAGUUUAUGAUUUGAUUUUUACCAAACUGGCACACAACUUGUAUCACCACGAGAUCUUGGUUCCUUUCUUGAACUGGCCAGAUUCCAUUAUGGGUUCCAGAGUUAUGGCCCCUUAAAGGGCCAGAAUUAGCUAUUUUGACCUUGUCUGCACAAUAGCAGCUUCAUUUAUGAUUUGAAUUUAACUAAACUUGCACACAACUUGUAUCACCAUAAAGUCUUGGUUCCUUUCUUGAACUGGCGAGAUUCCGUUAUGGGUUCCAGAGUGAUGGCCCCUGAAAGGGCCAAAAUUAGCUAUUUUGACCUUGUCUGCACAAUAGCAGCUUCAUUUAUGAUAUGAAUUUAAUCAAACUUGCACAAAACUUGUGUCACCAUAAGAUCUCAGUUCCUUUCUUGAUCUGGCCAGAUCCCACAAUGGGUUCCAGAGUUAUGGCCCCUGAAAGGGCCAAAAUUAGCUAUUUUGACCUUGUCUGCACAAUAGCAGCUUCAUUUAUGAUUUGAUUUUAACCAAACUUGCACACAACUUGUAUCACCACGUGAUCUUGCUUCCUUUCUUCAAUUGGCCAGAUUCCAUCAUGGGUUCCAGAGUUAUGGCCCCUUAAAGGUCCAAAAUUGGCUAUUUUGGCUUUUGCAGCCAUAUAGAGACUUCAUUUAUGGUUUUAUUUGACACAAACUUCCAAAAUAUCUUCCACAACAAUAAAUCUUGGAUUCCAUGACAAAUCAGAUCCAAUCGUAGGUUCCAGAGUUAUUUUAUAUCUGAUUACCUCCCCUGAUUGUAAUCAAAAUGGAUUUAUAUCAGUAAGUACUUAUAGGACUUAUUUGAAAUUUCAUUAUUGUUAUUAGUUGGACAGAGACAAUCAGGGAAAAUAACUAUGGACUGGUUUUAUGUCACAUUACCUCCCUUUAUUUCAAAUUAAAAUGGGUAUAUCUCCAUAACUAAUGAAGAUACUGAUCUGAAAUUUCAUUUAUGUCAACAGAUUUAUUUGGCAGAUCCUUCUUUUGUUCACUUUCAAUAUUUAUUUUUUUAAUCACUUCCCUUUUACGUUACUAUAAAUAGCUUAUUUUUAGUAACUUUUUUAUUAUUGGCCGUAGGGAAAAACCGAGACCACUUUUUUGUGGUACAGCAUGGAUGGUACCUCCAAUUUUUAGGUGUAUUUUGACAUAUCUAUACCUUGUAAGGAUUUUUUUUCUUUUUGGUUAAAUUUCUUCCCUUUGUUGUUCCUGUCCUUUGGACUUUGAUAUUUUACUGAGGACCUUCUUGUCCUCAAGUGCAAUGAUAACAGGUGAGCGAUAUAGGGCCAUCAUGGCCCUCUUGUUCUGUGAUACUUCGAAGAGUAAUGAAAUUUCAAUCUUGUCUGAAAAAAAAGAACAGAUAGUAAAGCACUGGUGCUUUCAACUUGCUUUUAAUAUUUUUUUAUUUAUUUAGAACAUGCAUAUAUAAAUAGAGUGGCUCUUUAGGCAUGUAUUAUACAGACUUUAUAAAUUCCAUGUACAUGUACAUUGAUUUCUUUCUGGUUUUCCAAUUGUUAGUAAACAAAGAACAGAUUUUAAACAACAAAAUAGAUAAUACAUAGGAGUCGCAAAAGAUUUUAAGUUACUCGGGUUAAGAAGGAAGGCAUACAUUUUAGAUUGUAUGUAAGAGCUUUCUAAAGCAUGAAAUUAUAUCUAAAGUUAUUAAUUCAAAUUGACAAUAGAUACGUCAGAGACAGGUCUCUUUAAACUCCUCACACUACAUAGAUUACCUGUGCCCAUUUCAGACAAUUGACCUAAUUGGUUAAACCUGUGAUGGGCAUUACCAUAACUUCAUUACAUUUUUUUUUUUACACAAAGGUAUAAUCUUUGGUACAUUAUGUUAGAUACUUCUGCACCUUUUAGCCAGUUUGUAAACCUUCCUCACCCCCAUUCCCCACACUGAAAAUAUGAAUCAUUUAUAUAUUUGUAUUACUUGUUUAAAGGCACAUGUAUCCAGAUGUGCUUCAUACUUUCAGUUCUGUCAAACUUUAGAAAGUCUUGGUGAAACUAUUUGUACAUUAUUAUACCCCCACAAAACGAAGUUUGAGGCAGGUAUAUAGGAGUGAGCUUGGCGGGCGGUCGGUCUGUUGGUGUUGCAUGGUUUCCGGAUGAUAACUCAAGAAAGGCUUGACCAAUUUAAAUAAUUUUUGGUACACAGGUGUAACAUCAGAAAAUACAGGUCAAGUUUGAAUUUGGGGUCAGUAGGUCAAAGGUCAAGGUCACAGUGACCCUGAACAGUUAAACGGUUUCCGGAUGAUAACUUGAGAACAGUUGGGCGUAGGAUCAUAAAUUUUGGUACACAGGUGUAACAUCAUGAAAUGCAGGUCAAGUUCGACUUUGAGGUCUGUAGGUCAAAGGUCAAGGACACAGGGACUCGGAACAGUUAAACGGUUUCCAGAUGAUAACUUGAGAGCGCUUGGACCUAGGGUCAUAAAUUUUGGUACAUGGGUGUAACAUCAUGAAAUGCAGGUCAAGCUUGACUUUGAGGUCUGUAGGUCAAAGGUCAAGGUCACAGGGACUCGGAACAGUUAAACGGUUUCCGUAUGAUAAUUUGAGAAUGCUUUGGCCUAGGAUCAUGAGAAUUGAUAGGGAGGUUGGUUAUGACUAGCAGAUGACCCCUAUUGAUUUUGAGGUAAGUAGGUCACAGGUCAAGGUCACAGUGACCCGGAACAUUUAAACAGUUUUCGGACAAUAACUUGAGAAUGCUUGGGGCUAGGAUCAGGAAACUUAAUCUGGAGGUUGGUCAUGUCAAGCAGAUGACCCAUAUUGAUUUUGAGUUCCAAAGGUCAAAGGUCAUUAAACCUUUUACGGACAAUAACUUGAGACACUCAGGCGGAGGAUCAUGAAACUUCAUAGGGAGGUUGAUCAUGACUAGCAGAUGACCUCUAUUGAUUUUGUGGUCAGUAGGUCAAAGGUCAAGCAAGUUUGGCUUUGACAUUGGCUUAGUUCUGUGACAAGGCCAUAUUGUGGGGGUAUAAUUCGUCACUCCUGUGACAACUCUAGUUGUUUCAAUUCUUUCAGACUUUCGAAUGUCUUGUUGAAACUAUUGGUACAUAAUUGUUUCAAUUCUUUCAAACUUUAGAAAGUCUUUUGUUGAAACUAUUAGUACAUUAUUGUUUCAAUUCUUUCAAACUUUAGAAAGUCUUUUGUUGAAACUAUUAGUGCAUUAUUGUUUCAGUUCUUUUCAAACUUUAGAAAGUCUUUUGUUGGUGGGCUGGAGGUCUAGUGGUAACACGCUUGACUGUCAGUCCAGAGGUCCGGGGUUCAAAUCCCAGUCAAGGCACUGGAAAUUUCUGAGAUGCUCUUGAGUGUCUCCCACCUAACUAAGAGGCCUGUACUGGUUCUUUCCAGGAAAGACGGCUUCACAUGUAUCGGUGCUAUACACCGGGCACGUUAAAGAACCAGACUGUCUUUUCGCAAAGAGCUAGGCUAAGUUAGUUGGACAUGCCUGUAUCUAAAAAGGAUUUCUCUCUAUCUGUUCUGGGGGCUUUAUCUCACUCUGUCCCUCUGGUCAGAUCCGUCUGUGUCUGUACUAGUAGAGGUAAGAAUUUUGCAUCCUGUGUGGCUGCAUUUGCUAUAUGUAAAGUGCCUUUGAAGGUGUUUAUCUUUAAAAGGGCACUAUAUAAAUCUGGUAUAAUAUAAUAUAUAUUUUGUUAAAACUAUUAGUACAUUAUUGUUUCAAUUCUUUCAAACUUUAGAAAGUCUUUUGUUGAAACUAUUAGUACAGCUAUUGCAUUCCAGUUCUUAUGAAAUGUAUUGAACUUAAGGGCAAAAUACCUCACAGGUAACACUGUUUGAUUAGUCAGGUUUGUUUAAUCAGUUGUCACAAUGUGCUUACAAAAAGGAUGUAUUGUGACACAAUGUCAAAAUGUUUUCUUGUUUCCAAUAACUUCCAUUAGUUGUCAGAUUUGUUUUUCCAGUGAUUUAUAACUUCAAACAUAAGCAAACUAUGAUUUUAGCAUCUACAUACUUUAAAUGCACCCAUAUAUUUCAUUCCCAAGUGGAAAAUACUAAUCCAGUUCCUUAAAUAAUAACUGGAACCCUCUAAAUUACUUUGCUUUAAUACUGUUUAUAUGUCUAGUUUAUGAAAGAAUUAUAUGAUUUGAAAACUUCUGCAUAAAUCUGGAGGCAUGCUUCUUUAAAUACAACAAAAAUGUAAUUAGACUGAUGUAAUGAUAGUAUAGAAAUUACCAUAUCUCUAUAAUACAUAUCGCUCAGCUAUUUAUAUUAAAUUAAUAUAUUGAUUCAAGUUAUUUGCAUUUUAUGGAGAUUCUUGUUAUUAUUGAAAAAAUGUUAUGUUUAUUGAAUUUACUGGGCAGCCAGGUGGUAUUUGCAACGCUUUUGAAAUAAUGCAGAAAUGUUACAGUUUUCUUGCAUUUUUAGCAAUAUCUAACUUUUAUUUUACAUACUUUAUCAUUAGUGUUAUAUAUACAUUCUGUGCAAAACUUGGCGGAAAAAAAAAUAUUUUGAAAUUUUUUACCCAAGCAGGGCAGGUAGCAUUAAUUAAUAUACAGUUAUGUAUAUAUUGUUCCAAAUGUGGCCUUCUGUGUUUAAAAAAUACAGUAUCUUAUAAAUUAUGUACAUGUACAGUCAGAAGUGAAAAAUCUAUUUUAAAACAAAUUGACAGCUAACAGUUACUUUAAAUUCUUACAGGAUUGUCUUAAAUAAAGUUUAUGAGAUUUUAGAUAUUCCUAUCUUUUGUUUUUUUUUUUAUCUUGGAAUGUUUUUAGAAUGACUUUUAUUUUAGUUUAAGAGAAAAGGAUAAAUUUACAUAUGUUUUUUUUCACAAGAGAUGUAUUUUCCGACAGUGGAGUGAGCAGUGAUUUCCCCUGUUUGGUUAAUGUUAGUUUGUUUAUGUAUUUUUGCAACUGUGGAUCAGUUUAUAUGACUAACAAUGCUUUAAUCAUCACGACAGUAUUGUGUUGAUGUCACGUUGAUGUGAUGUUAAG
This is a messenger RNA of Mercenaria mercenaria, 10179 nucleotides long. RefSeq lists its product as uncharacterized. Gene Ontology annotation, cellular component: nucleus; cytoplasm. Gene Ontology annotation, molecular function: transcription corepressor activity. The record is from RefSeq and is a predicted model, not a curated record. NCBI's taxonomy places the organism in Eukaryota, Metazoa, Mollusca, Bivalvia, Venerida, Veneridae. The transcript has 7 exons. Bases 84 to 2681 code for a protein of 865 amino acids. Gene Ontology annotation, biological process: negative regulation of gene expression.